GCUGUUCUACAAUUGUUCAAACGCCUCUGCACUGUCGUCUAGGUUGGUCUGUGAUUGACUGAAUGCUCUGCAGCACAAAACAAAAACAAACAAAAAAAUAAUAGAAAAAGUCAGACACACGCUAAACAAAAAUGUCGCAGGUUAAAAAGAACGAAAAGGUCGGCAUUGUGGGCAGCGGUCUCAUUGGACGCUCCUGGUCGAUGCUGUUCGCCUCUGUGGGAUAUCAGGUGAUGCUCUACGAUAUCCUGCCAGAGCAGGUAUCCACAGCACUGACGGCCACACAAAAGGAGCUGCUGGAUCUGGAGGCCAAGGGACUGCUGCGUGGCACACUGAAUGCCAAGCAACAGUUUAGCUGCAUGUCGGGCACCAAUGACAUCAAGGAGCUGGUCAAGGGUGCCAUCUUCAUCCAGGAGUGCAUACCCGAGCGCCUGGACCUCAAGAAAGCGCUCUACAAGCAGCUGGAUGCUGUUGUCGAUGCCAAUACCAUACUCUCCAGCUCAACGAGCACCUUCCUGCCGUCUCUUUUCAGUUCGGAUCUGAAGAACAGGCAGAACGUUGUGGUCUCACACCCCGUCAAUCCACCUUACUAUGUUCCUUUGGUGGAAAUUGUGCCAGCGCCAUGGACCAAACCGGAAUUCGUGAUCAAGACCCGUGCAUUGAUGGACGAAAUUGGCCAGAAGCCGGUGACGCUGUCGCGUGAGAUUGAGGGCUUUGCCCUAAACCGUAUACAGUAUGCCAUAUUGAAUGAGACCUGGCGUCUGGUGGAGGCUGGCAUCCUGAAUGUCAAGGAUAUCGACAGUGUGAUGAGCGAUGGCCUGGGCAUGCGUUAUGCCUUCCUGGGGCCCCUGGAGACGGCCCAUCUGAAUGCCGAGGGCAUGGCCAACUAUUUUGAGCGCUACUCAAAGACCAUUUACAGCGUCAGCGAGACCAUGGGACCCACACCAAAAAUGGAGGGCCCUGUGGCCGAGGAGGUGGCCAAACAGCUCAACGAAAUGGUGGCGCUCGACAAGCUGGCCGAGCGACGCACCUAUCGCGAUAAUUGCCUGACACAUUUGAGCAUACUCAAGAGUAAGCUGAAUAAACAGUAAAUGCCAUUCAUCCAUGCCCCACCCUCCACAAUUCUUGUGUUACAUUUUUUUUUUGCUUUUCGUUAGCCUCAAUCUAUGUUACAAUAAAUCAAUUUUUGAAUAACUAAA
Messenger RNA from Drosophila obscura, 1196 nucleotides. It is a transcript of the gene Had1, whose product is annotated as lambda-crystallin homolog. The record is from RefSeq and is a predicted model, not a curated record. Gene Ontology annotation, biological process: fatty acid metabolic process. The transcript has 3 exons. Lineage: Eukaryota; Metazoa; Arthropoda; Insecta; Diptera; Drosophilidae. Bases 132 to 1088 code for a protein of 318 amino acids. Gene Ontology annotation, molecular function: NAD+ binding; oxidoreductase activity, acting on the CH-OH group of donors, NAD or NADP as acceptor.